Auanema sp. JU1783 is the source of this 1626-nucleotide messenger RNA. The record is from the annotation of a GenBank genome assembly. NCBI's taxonomy places the organism in Eukaryota, Metazoa, Nematoda, Chromadorea, Rhabditida, Rhabditidae.
AUGUCUAAUCAAAAGAAAAAGGGUAAGAAGAAGACGCCUUCAACUAGCAGCAAAUCAUUAAAAGGACCAAUCGAGGACGAUGACUUCCCAGAUGCAAUUCUGUUUGACGACGACGGGACUAUCUCUGGGCGGGAUUGUUUAGAUAUUAGCAAAUUACUACUAUCGACCGGGAAACAACUGAGCAAAACGGGAACCACAUUUUUAGAGGUAUUUCAAAACCGGUGCGCAUUGAGUAUAGGUACAGCUCUCAUAACAUUGUAUGAACUUUUCGAAGGCGCGAACGAAGAAUGCCAGAAAGUUCUUCAGUUUCGCAUAGUUCUGAUGUACUUAGUCUACAAAUCUAGAGAUUUAGAACCGGCAUUGCGUAGAAAGCAGGACAAAAGUGAUCCAAAAAGCAAAGAUAUCAUAGCGGGACACCCUUUUCUUGAUUUUUUCCUUAUCGCAUACGAAGAGAAGAUCUCCAAGAGCGAAACAUUGAUAGCUGCUAAAAUUCUGGACAGAAAAGCUACUGACUUGGGUUCUAUGACCCCUUCUGAUGUGAUCAAAACUGCAGAAGCUGCUGAUUUGGAAUCUGCGUGCGCAGAUGAUGUCGAGAAGCAGAUGAUGGCGAAUCGAAUGAGAUGGCCUAUAGGUUAUGAGGAGUAUCUUUCAUCUGCCGUAACAUCUAACACCGUUGUAAAGAAACCAAAUAUUGACGUAUCAUCAUUAACACUUGAGGACUUGACACGUAUUAGUAUAACUUUAUUAGUGAAAAAAACAGGAACUCUCCCUUCCCGAAACUUGGGAACAUAUGAGUUAAUGAAUUUCGUACAACCAACUCAACAUGAGUACGAUCACAAUCCCAGAGAAAGUGCAGAUAUUAGAGAUUUUACGGUAUUCAACACCGAUUAUGAAGAUGAUAUUCCCGAUGAUGAAUUGGAGCAAGAUAGAGAAAAGGCUGAACAGACUGUAAUAGAAAAGGCGUCUCAAACAUUUUUGGUUCAAGAAGCAGCUAAUCUCAAUUUAACAGAACUUGAUGAGGAUCUCACCGAUAGAAAGACAGCAACAGCUGAAGAAACCAAAAUAACACCCGUCGAUAAAAUCCUGAAAGGAGAAAGCUUGAGUCCGAAUGAAAUACGUGCAAUGUUGAAAAUAAUGAACGAAUGUGAUCUGGACGAUCCCAUACUGGACCGUUUGAAAGGAUUGAAUGGAAAGAAUCUGCGGAAGUUUAUCGAAGAAAAUGUGAAAGUAGCUAGUGAAGCAGCUUUCAAGAUUGUUUCCCAGAAUCCUGUACUGAUUCAUAUUUAUAUGAAUGUUCUCUUAGAAAUGGAUGUUUCAGUGCAAGGUUUAGAAUUGGUGAGGCGACUUUACGAGAACAUUCCUAAUUUGAGCUUCGAUCCAUUACGUGAAUUUGUAUUCUCAAUAAUGGAUCAUUGCCAGAAUGGUACAAUCUCUUCUUCUCAACUGGUCCGCACAGUCAGAAUGGUUUGCAUGUUUGUUACUUCGUUGGUGAAGCAUGGUCUUCUUAAAAACAAAAACGUACUUCUGGGAAUUCAAGAUUUCGUAUUAAAACAUCGAGAAAUUAAGGAAGCUACAAUACUUUAUCAAGUUAUUGUAAAUGUUAUGAAGACACCAGUGGAAAGCUAG